CGAAUGCCGCAUGUUUCGUAAAUACUAUUUCCGGACAAGCAAGAUGCUGAAUGGUUACCGUAAUAUUCCCUGGCCGACUUCCGCACGACAAGUGUGCCGCGUUCUGUGUGCACUGGCCUAUUUUUAGGUGUCCAUAGCUAAUAUUGAAAGAGAGAGAGAGAGUGAGAGAGAGAGAAUGACAUAGGGUGAAGAGGAGAGGGAGAAAGAUAUUCCUAUAUUUCAUUCUGCUCUCUGCUCGUAGCAAGCGAGUGUCUCACAAGUGUUUGUGCUGACACAAUAGUGACAUUUAAAUUAAAAUGGAUCUUGCGCUAACGGAGGAAGGAUUAUUGCAAAAGCACAAAAAAGAGCGAAAAGAACUGCAAGCGAAAAUACAAAUCUUGAAGAAGUCAAUCUGUAAAGGCGACAAGAAGAAGAAGAAAGAGGUUACAGAAGAGAUAGGUCGUUUAGAGGAAAAUUUGGAGAAACAUCAGACAGAGGAAUGGAAUGAAUGGAGAUUGGCUCAUGUUACAUUGAAUGAUGAGGAGGAAUCAGGACAUGUGAGUGAGGAAAUUGAUAAAGACAACAGUUGUUUGGAGCAACCUAUGCAAAGAGUCUCCAAAGCGCAGAAAAGAAGAGAGAAGAAGGCGAUUGCAGAGAAAGAACGUAAUCAAAGAAUCAUUGAGCAGGAAGCACUCAAUGUAUUUGGUAAAAGAAACCUUGAGAUAGAAGCUAUAAAGAAGAUUCUCUCUGAGCGUGGUUUAAUGAUCUAUGAAAUUCCUAGUGAUGGUCAUUGUUUAUAUAACGCAGUUGCUCAUCAACUUAAGGUAAAUGGGGAAACACCCCUUAGCCUACACGAUCUCAGAAUGAAGACUGCUAAUUAUUUGAGAGAAAACAUGAAUGAUUUCCUGCCCUUUUUAUCUAAUCCUGAUUCUGACAAUUUACUGACAUUUGAGGAGUUUGAAAAAUAUUGCACCGAUGUGGCAGAGACUAGUGCUUGGGGUGGUGCGGUAGAGCUUCAGGUACUAUCAUGUAUAUUGAAAUGCCCAAUUGAAGUCAUACAAGCUACAGGAGCUCCUUACAUCAUCGGAGAUCAGUAUACCAAUGGUAAAAGAGUAACACUGACCUAUCACCGUCAUAUGUAUGAACUUGGUGCCCAUUAUAAUUCUGUCACGAAUUACGUUCAGGAUGAGGAGAGCUGAUAAAGGUUUCGAUUAGAUUCGAUUUUACAUGAUUUUUAAAAUUGUCAAGUCUUAUUGAAUGCAAAUUAAUCGCGUAUUUCGAUUUAUGAGGGUGUUUUUACCAGUCAGUAGCUUAAUUUAUUCUGUAUGGAAAAUGUAUAUCUAUAAGUUUCCAGACAGUAUAAAAUAUUUUUAUUGAUAUAUACAUGAGAACUACAAGGACAAAAAAGCUGCCAGCAGAAUAUUCUAUCUUCCAAUGAGACUUGUAUUUCUAAACUUUACAAUUAUUGUGAUGAUUAAGUCUCUUGAUUCAUAACGAGUAAGCCUUUAGUUUUUUGUUCUGAAUCAUAUAUUUAAAAAGCGUUUCCCUCGUUGCCGUAACAGCUAGAAUUUGACCAAUUAAGUUGAAAGAUCACAACUUCAGGCAGCAGCAGAAAUUACUUUUAGUUCAAAUCAUACAAUUUUCUAUUUAAGCCAAAAGAUAAAGCUUAUUACACCCACUGUGAAUUAGGACUAACCGUUAAUGUUUAUGAAGGGAAUCC
Messenger RNA from Harpegnathos saltator (Jerdon's jumping ant), 1699 nucleotides. RefSeq names its product deubiquitinase OTUD6B. The coding region runs from base 297 to 1178 and encodes 293 amino acids. Gene Ontology annotation, biological process: protein deubiquitination. Gene Ontology annotation, molecular function: cysteine-type deubiquitinase activity. The record is from RefSeq and is a predicted model, not a curated record. The transcript has 4 exons. Lineage: Eukaryota; Metazoa; Arthropoda; Insecta; Hymenoptera; Formicidae.